AUGGAAGCUGAGAAAAGGUCACUCGUUAAGGCUAAGGAGCCUUCCAUGACUAGACUAUUGGGAACAGAAAACGCCUUGCGGCUAUCUUCACUCCUCCAUCUCGGUCCUAAACUCUACCCGCUCAGUAUCAGCCUGUACCUUUUUUUCGCUCAGGAAGCAGACAACAUCAGAGAAGCGCCGAAAAACAAUCCGCAUUUCACCGGCACGAGUCGCAAAAGCCAGGGCCAAGGCGGUCCAACACCGGGAAGUAGUGUACUUGCGAAGAACAAACUGGUCAACGAUGUGGUUUACGAGAUACCACAAUCAUGA
Molecule: messenger RNA, 309 nt
Organism: Aspergillus nidulans FGSC A4
Lineage: Eukaryota; Fungi; Ascomycota; Eurotiomycetes; Eurotiales; Aspergillaceae
Exons: 4
Coding region: 1-309 (102 amino acids)
Source: RefSeq, a predicted model, not a curated record